ACAGACUCCUGCUCAGCAAGGGAGCCCAGCAGCACCCUGCCCCGAACCAACAACCCUCUCUUUCAAUGGUGGUGAUCCAAAUCAGUGUGGAGCAGAAUGCACCAUAGAGAUGUACAACUCUCUUGUUGAACACCGCAAGACUGAAGACUUGGAGCAAGAUGGCUUUUCCAAGAACCCUUUCUUUCAUGGCAUCAUCGCUGAGGUGCCAGAGCAGCACAGAACAACAGAAGGGCACACAAAGAUCGGCUAUGCACUUUACAUCUAUUCCUACAGCUCGUUUGUAGGCAGAGCCAUUUAUAUGGAGGACUUGUAUGUGAUGCCUGAGUUCAGAGGGAAAGGUGUUGGUAAAGCACUAAUAAGCAAGGUGGCACAGCUGGCUCUGGCUGCUGGUUGCCACCAGCUCAACUUCACCAUCCUGAACUGGAACAAACCAUCGAUGGACUUUUACCUCAGCCAGGGCUGCUUUGAUAUUACUGCUGCCAUAGGCUACCACUGCAUGCGCUGCGAGGGGGAGGCACUAAAGCAGCUGGCUCAACUUUAAAACAACCCUCUGACUUUGUGACCUUUGCAGCCAUGAGGUCAGCCCACGCAUUGCAGGGAUGGAGCACCACUCAGUGGUCUUUUUCCAAAACUUGACAACUUAAGCUGCUACCACUACAUAGGCUGUCUGAAGAUCUGUGCUCGUAGGCUCACAGUGCAGCACACUUUUUAAAAUGAAUAUAGUUCAAAUAUGU
Messenger RNA from Pelmatolapia mariae (spotted tilapia), 734 nucleotides. RefSeq names its product thialysine N-epsilon-acetyltransferase-like. The record is from RefSeq and is a predicted model, not a curated record. NCBI's taxonomy places the organism in Eukaryota, Metazoa, Chordata, Actinopteri, Cichliformes, Cichlidae. Gene Ontology annotation, molecular function: N-acetyltransferase activity. The coding region runs from base 110 to 541 and encodes 143 amino acids. The transcript has 6 exons.